AUGUUGCGAACACCUAAUUUUGAAUAUAAAAUAUUCAAACCAGCACCUAAUUUUGAAUAUGACUUAGUCAAACCAGCACCUAAUUUUGAAUAUAAAAUAGUUAAACCAGCACCUAAUUUUGAAUAUAAAAUAGUCAAACCAGCACCUAAUUUUGAAUAUAAAAUACCCAAACCAGCAGCUAAUUUUGAAUAUAAAAUACUCAAACCAGCACCUAAUUUUGAAUAUAAAAUAGUCAAACCAGCACCUAACUUUGAAUAUAAAAAAGUCAAACCAGCACUUAACUUUGAAUAUAAAAUAGUCAAACCAGCACCUAAUUUUGAAUAUAAAAUAGUCAAACCAGCACCUAACUUUGAAUAUAAAAUAGUCAAACCAGCACCUUACUUUGAAUAUAAAAUAGUCAAACCAGCACCUAACUUUGAAUAUAAAAUAGUCAAACCAGCACCUAAUUUUGAAUAUAAAAUAGUCAAACCAGCACCUAAUUUUGAAUAUAAAAUAGUCAAACCAGCACCUAACUUUGAAUAUAAAAUAGUCAAACCAGCACCUAAUUUUGAAUAUAAAAUAGUCAAACCAGCACCUAAUUUUGAAUAUGAAAUGAGUCAAACCAGCACCUAA
Messenger RNA from Saccoglossus kowalevskii, 612 nucleotides. RefSeq names its product extensin-2-like. NCBI's taxonomy places the organism in Eukaryota, Metazoa, Hemichordata, Enteropneusta, Harrimaniidae. The record is from RefSeq and is a predicted model, not a curated record.